AUGUCAUCAACAAGCACCAACACCUUACUGUCCCCAAUUAGCAUUGUGGCUGCUUUUGCCAUGCUCUCUUUGGGGGCCAAAGGGGAUACUCUCACACAGAUCCUGGAGGGCCUACAUUUCAACAUGGGAAUAGUUUCUGAAGCUCACAUUCACGAGUGCUUCCAGCUUCUCCUCCACACCUUCCAGCAUCCUGACCACCAUCUCCAGCUGAGCAUGGGCAGCAGCCUCUUUGUCAAUGAUGACCUGAUACUCCUCCAUCAGUUUGUGCAGGAUAUCGAGGAGCUGUACUACUCAGAAGUCAUCUCCAUCAGCUUUGGGAACUUGAAACUUGCCAGAAAACAGAUCAACUCUUAUGUGGAGAAGAAGAGCCAUGGAGAAAUAGUGGAUCCGGUCAAAGUUCUGAAGAAAGACACAGAUCUCGUCCUGGUGAAUUAUAUUUCCUUCCAUGAUGACCAGGGAAAAUGGACUGUUCAGUUCCCGGCUGAAUAUGCUGCGGAAGAAGACUUCUACAUAGAUAAGGAGACAACCGUCAGGGUGCCCAUGAUCAAUCGCCUAGGUGUAUUCUUACUGAGCCGGAAUGAGGAGCUGUCUAGCUGGGUGCUGGUCCAGCAUGCUGUAGGUGACACCAUGGCCUUCUUCAUCCUGCCCGACCCAGGGAAGAUGCAGGAGCUGGAGGAAGGCCUAACGCAGGAACACUUCAAUAAAAUCCUCAGAACCAUUGGUGAAAGGUCUGCCAGGAUACACUUUCCCCGACUGACCAUUUCUGCAACCUACGACCUGAGGAGCAUUCUGAGCACACUGGGCAUCACCAAGAUCUUCAGUGAUGAAGCUGACCUCUCAGGGGUCACGGAGGUGGCAUCCAUCAAGCUCUCUGCGGCCGUGCAUAAGGCAGUGCUGACCAUCAAUAACAAACAGACAGAGACCGAAUGGACCACUGAUUUGGAAGACAGUGCCUGGUCACAGACCCUCACCGUCAAGUUCAACAGGCCCUUCCUCCUCUUCAUCCGGGAGGAAAACACCAACAUUCCGCUCUUUGUGGGGAAAGUGCUGAAUCCCGAGCAGCACUGA
This is a messenger RNA of Cavia porcellus (domestic guinea pig), 1068 nucleotides long. Its product is annotated as alpha-1-antitrypsin-related protein-like. The coding region runs from base 1 to 1068 and encodes 355 amino acids. The transcript has 5 exons. The record is from RefSeq and is a predicted model, not a curated record. Gene Ontology annotation, molecular function: serine-type endopeptidase inhibitor activity. NCBI's taxonomy places the organism in Eukaryota, Metazoa, Chordata, Mammalia, Rodentia, Caviidae. Gene Ontology annotation, biological process: negative regulation of endopeptidase activity.